GACGAGAGACGCUCGCUCGGUAAGGGUUGGGUCGGACGUACUGUCAGUGAAAAAGUUGACGUUCGUUGUUCGAGAAGCGCACAUAGGUUUGGCACACCGGCGUUAAUGAACUCUCUGCUUGCAAAUAUGUCGCACAGACGCGGUUUCAGAGGCAUUUCCAACUCCUUCGCGAGACAUAACAGAGACGAGCCAACACAGUCGUCUACAUCUGGGAGAGCCAUCCGUGGAAGAGGGUACUCACAUGCACAAAGACCUCCUCCUGGAUUAAGGGGAAAAGAAAUAGGAUUGUUUUAUAGAAACCAAAAUAUAGAGAGACAAAAGAGGAGUGCGCCAGAAGUGCUCAGACUAUCAUCUGAAUUGAAGCAAAAAACUAAGAUUAUGUUAAAUAAUUGCAAGAGCUUCUACAAUUCAGAUUAUCAUGAAAAUUGCGAGUUCGACUACUACGAGAAUCAAAUUCACGAUAGCCAAUUUAAAAAAAAGUUUUUGGACAUCGUACAUGGUGAUAUACAGCAAAAUCUUGCCAAAGCUAUAAAUGAAAAGUCAAGAUUACAAAGAAAUAGUGACAUGGACAGAAUAUUACAAAGUGAAUACAGAGAAAUGCAGAGACAUGAGGCUUAUCAAAAUAUGUUGAAGUUUCGAUUAAAGUUACCAGCGUAUGAGAAAAAAUCAGAAAUAUUACAACUGGUUGAUGACAAUCAAGUUGUUGUUAUUAGUGGAGAAACUGGAUGCGGUAAAACCACUCAGGUUGCACAAUUUAUAUUGGAUGACGAGUUAGAAUCUGGAAACGGUAGUGUCACUCGAAUAGUUUGCACACAGCCUAGAAGGAUCUCUGCUAUUUCCGUUGCUGAACGUGUAGCUAUGGAAAGAGCAGAAAAUCUUGGAAACUCUGUUGGCUAUCAAAUACGACUUGAAAAAUCUUUAUCACGAGAACAAGGAAGUAUAUUGUUUUGUACUACUGGUAUAUUACUACAAAUAAUGAAGCAUGAUCCAGCAUUGAAAAAUUUCUCUCAUGUAAUAUUGGAUGAAAUUCACGAACGUUCUACAGAAAGUGAUUUUGUCAUUACAUUAUUAAAGCAAAUUAUUCCAAAAAGACCGGAUUUAAAAGUUCUCUUGAUGAGUGCAACAUUGAAUGCUGAAAGUUUUUCGAAAUACUAUAACAAUUGUCCGAUGAUACAUAUACCAGGAUUCACCUAUCCAGUAGAGGAAUUUUAUUUAGAAGAUGUUCUGUCACUUGUACAAUACAAGUUUCCAGAGCCACCACCACAACCUACAGAUUACAGGAAACAUCUGAAAAGAUACAAAGCGCAACAAAACAAGAAAGACGAAUUUUUAGACAUGUUGCAACCUUAUAUUAGACAACUUACAGCUGAGAAGAAAUACGAAACACAAGUUAUUAAUCAGUUACGGAAUCCAAUUAGUGAAGAUCUUUCACUGGACCUUAUAGAAAAAUUAGUUAGAUAUAUCUGUAAUACAAAAGGUCCUGGAGCUAUUCUUAUUUUUUUACCUGGUAUGAUGGAUAUAUCAAAUUUAAAUAAAAUGAUGUUGAAUUCCCAGUGUUAUCCAGGUCACAGAUACAUCAUCUAUCCUCUUCAUUCACGCAUGCCGACAGUUGAUCAGAAACUUAUAUUCAAACAACCUCCUGAGGGCGUUCGUAAAAUAAUCAUUGCGACUUCAAUUGCUGAAACGUCAAUAACUAUAGAAGAUGUUGUAUACGUAAUAAAUAGCGGGAAAAUAAAAUAUGGAAAAUUUGAUGUAAAACGUAAUAUCCAGACUUUAGAGCCUGAAUGGGUGUCUUUAGCUAAUGCGAAGCAAAGACGCGGUAGGGCUGGCAGGGUUACAAGUGGAGAGUGUUAUCAUAUGUAUACAAGAGUACGAGAAAUGCAAUUUGCUCAAUAUCCAUUGCCAGAGAUGCUGAGAACGCGCUUAGAAGAAGUAAUUUUGCAGAUAAAAAUCCUGCAAUUAGGGAAAGCCAAACAGUUCCUAGCUACCGUCAUGGAUCCGCCAGAUGUACAAGCCAUUCAUCUGUCUCUCCAAUUACUAGAAACACUCAAUGCCCUCGACGAACGUGAGAAUCUAACUCCUUUGGGUUACCACUUGGCGCACUUGCCACUUGAUCCUAGAACAGGAAAAAUGAUUCUGUGGGGCGCAUUGUUUUCCUGUGUCGAGCCAAUAUUUGCUAUUGCUGCUAGUCUCACAUUUAAAGAUGCUUUCUAUUGUCCAUUAGGACUAGAGGAACAGGCUAAUAAAAAGAAAUUAGAACUCAGCAUGGAUCAGUGUAGUGAUCAUAUUGCUCUCGCAGAAGCUUUAAAAAGAUUUGAAAUUGCACGUCAAAGAGGACGUGCUUCCCAGUUUUGCCGAGAGUAUUUCCUUUCUUUCAACACAUUGAAGCUGCUCUCCGAAAUGAAAAUUCAGUUUGCACAGUAUCUAUAUGAGAUGAAGUUUCUGGACAGCGAAAAUCCAAAUCAUAUAAGCUCCAACAGAAACUCAGAUAACAUAUCAUUGAUAAAAGCUAUUGUCAGUGCAGGAUUAUAUCCUAACAUCGCUGUUGUAAGGCGAGUUAAUAAAGGCGGAGUGGUCUGUUGGACACCGGAGGACGGUAGCGUACGUGUACAUCCAUCGAGUGUAAACAGUAAAGCUUCAGAGUUUCCUAGCCGGUUCUUGACGUAUUUCACGAAACAACGUUCCACCGCCAUAUUUUUACAUGACACUUCGUGCAUAAGUGUACCAAUUUUAUUGUUCGCCGGACCAAAUAUAUCGAUAAGACGAGAUAAAGGAGAAUGCAUAAUUAGUAUCACGAAUUUAUCGCAAGAUAUUGUUUCUGAACGAGACACUGCGGAACUGAUACAGGAACUUCAACACGCUCUGAAUAGUUUACUGGCAUAUAAGAUUACGAAUCCGGACACAGUAUCUUGGUCAACCGUUGAAGGGGACUUAUUGAAUGGCAUCAUUGAAAUAGUGUCUCAAACAGGUCGAGAAGCCAGUUCUGGUAACACGCGCGUAAGCGUAUAUUAUGAAGAUGAUGGUGCUGAUUGAUCGCACUAUCGUUCAUUUAUUAAAAAUGUUGAUUGUUUAUUUCGUCGUUCCGUUUAAUGUUAAAGAACAUAAACAUCGUUAAUAAAAUCUAGAAUGUUAAUUCAGAGUUAAUAAAAUUUAGAAGUUAGAAUAUAAGUUUUUAAAUAAAGUUACGAAAUUGCUUUUUCUCAUUGAUUUUUUAAUUUUUAGACUUCUCUUAUUAUCAAUUAUGUAUAUAUUAUAAAUGUGUAUAUUGUUCCUCUUAUGUCGAAACCAUCAAUGUGUAAAUUUUUAUUUUUUUUGAGUGACUUCUGCUCCUAGUUAUUAUUUACAUUGUAAAUUUCCAAAAUUGAGUCGCACAUUUAUGGUAUUAGCGUAAGGGGAACGAUAUGUAUUCGUUAUGUGUGUGCGUGUGUGUGUGGGAGUGAGUGUAAUAAUUAUAGAUAAAAAAAACACUCAAGAGUAA
This is a messenger RNA of Vollenhovia emeryi, 3478 nucleotides long. Its product is annotated as ATP-dependent RNA helicase DHX36. Bases 106 to 3033 code for a protein of 975 amino acids. Gene Ontology annotation, cellular component: intracellular anatomical structure; nucleus; cytoplasm. Gene Ontology annotation, molecular function: ATP binding; G-quadruplex RNA binding; DNA helicase activity. The transcript has 14 exons. Lineage: Eukaryota; Metazoa; Arthropoda; Insecta; Hymenoptera; Formicidae. The record is from RefSeq and is a predicted model, not a curated record.